AUGGAUACGAAGCCUCUUGUUAGGCGCGACUUUAACAGUCUCCCGCUUGAAACACUGCAGCAGAUAGCGGAGUACCUGGACAAAUCGUAUCGGCCAAGUCUUUAUGCGUUUGGGCUAGCAAGCAGAACUUGCCAUGACGCUACAAUUCCCUCAAUCUUCCGUCAUGUUCAUCUCUCAAUCAGUAGUCCGGAGGCAUUGAAACGCGACAUUGAUGCUCUCGUCAAGACCCUUUCCCUAGUGGACUCCUCGCGCCACGUGCAAUCACUCAGUAUUAAAGGCACUCUAUCUUUCAACUCGCCCAGCCAACGCAAUGUCGAGGGGUAUAAAUCCAGCUCAUCGGGUCGCGAUAGCUCCUUUAUGAGCACAGGCAUGAAUGAGAUUUUGGUGGGCGAAGAACCGUGUGGUAGCGCGAUACAUAUUGUGUACGAUGAGUCCGUUAUUGAAAAGGAUUCAGAAGAGGACAUAGCGUGGAAGCCACUUGCUAGUGCGAUUAAGACAAUGCCAUGUCUUGCUAAAUUGGAAUACAACUGCUCCAAUCAAUUCCCGCCCAGCCUCCUGGAAGCCCUCCACGACUACAACAGUUACCCCCAAUGCAAGCUAUAUCACAAUACGUUCCGGUUACGCACUCUACUCUGGGAUACUCCGUGUCCUUAUGAGCUGGCUUUGGCCCAGUCUCCUUGUUUGUAUAGUGUGAAGGUUGAAUGCUGCCAUAGAGACUCGCAAGGAAAUAUCGACUUUAAUCAGGAGGCGAUUAUGGAGCUAGUCACAGGCUUAGCUCCCAAUCUGAAGGAAGUUGUGGUAGUGAACCUUCGGCCAGAGUCUUCAUGGAAAUAUCAUCACCGUCCUUGGGAGUCAUGGCAAGGUCUUCCAGGGUUUGUCCCUGGUCAAUCUGUUGGCUCCUUAACUUUGCUGUCUCUGCUUGGGGAGAUAAAGCGCAAUCCCAGGGGACCGUGUGGGUUUCUCCAGACCUGGGCCAAACAGACGGAUUUCAGCUGCUUACAGCGACUGACUCUCGGUGGAGGCUUUGGGUGCGAAAGUGUGGGAAUAAAUGACGAGAUGAUGAAGUGGGUUGCCGAGAACUGCUUAUUUCCUCGAUUGAAAUCACUUCGUGUUCGUUUAGACCGCGACGGCAACAACAGACCCAAUUACAGCGAAAAUGCCAUUGCUUUUUUUGAGAGCUUCCAGUGUCUCGACGAGCUAUCGGUUUCCGGUCCUAUCGAUCCCAGGAUACUAGAAAGUAUCCUGUUCCAACACGGGCAGACUCUGACGAAGCUAAGUAUACGUCCCAUCGAGGACGAGUCCAAGGCACCCAAUGGUCGCUUGCGAGGGCAUAUACCUAUGACCUGCACAACAGAACAGAUCAUACAAAUCCACAUCCAAUGCCCAUUGUUGCAAGAGCUCGCUCUUCCCGUUAAACGUACACAAUCGGAUGCGAUUGAGGCUGAAAAAUACAAGACUUUUCGGAAAAUGGAACGUUUGAGCUCGCUAUUUCUUAUUUUGGACUGUUCCGAGUGGCGGGUGACUCGUGAUCCUGCUUCUCUAGACGAAAGUACCUUCAACGAAUUCGAUCAAGAAACUUUUGAAGACUGGGUAUUCCUUAAGAAUGGACACAUACGACAAACGCUUUUGAAUUGCGCAGUAGAUGAGACGCUAGCUAGAUCUAUAUGGGAGACUAUUUGCAGGAAUAAGAUUGGGUGUAAGCUGCAAAAUCUCAAAAUAUGGACCACUGGUUGUUGUCGUUGGGGCGAUAACACCUAUAUCCAUUACAUAAAGAAUGUUGUCGACAACCUCAGUCGUUCCUGGUUAUUUGAGCGGAUUGCUCGAGAUGAAGGGGAUAUUAUCAAUGUCAAAGAACUAGGUCGGAGGAUAAGAGAGGCUCACGAUCAAUACGAAACCUCCAGGUGGCACAGGAGGAUAGAUGCCAUGCUCGUCGAAAAUAAUGUUGUGGUGGAGCUUAUUGAUGAGCAAGAAUCACCUAAAGAGGUUUUUCAAGUAUUUCGCAGUAUCUGGCCAGAUAGGAAGGGCAAGGAUUGGCGUGAAGAUUGGUCAAGCCUGCCUCUACAAGUCUAA
Molecule: messenger RNA, 2070 nt
Organism: Glarea lozoyensis ATCC 20868
Lineage: Eukaryota; Fungi; Ascomycota; Leotiomycetes; Helotiales; Helotiaceae
Exons: 1
Coding region: 1-2070 (689 amino acids)
Source: RefSeq, a predicted model, not a curated record